This is a messenger RNA of Bursaphelenchus xylophilus (pine wood nematode), 5552 nucleotides long. The record is from the annotation of a GenBank genome assembly. Lineage: Eukaryota; Metazoa; Nematoda; Chromadorea; Rhabditida; Aphelenchoididae.
AUGGCGGUGUGCAGGAGUGUGGCUUUCGUUAUCGUCGCUUUCUUCUUGGGGUUUGCGAGCUUUAUUUACUAUAAAAGUGUAAGUCGAAAUUUGCUGGUGGUCACGGGGUAAAAAGUGGCGCUAGAUAUGGUCUUUGGGCCGGAAUGGGCCGAUUUUGGUUAUUAUGUAAAGGUUUUAUGUAAAAGGUUCUUUUUUAUGAUCCGAAAAUCGCUUGUAUCUUGAAUCAACGGGUUUUGCGCAUGAAUUUCAUGAAAAACGUCCGUAUUUUCUUAUCUUCGGUGGACUUUUGCUUUUAUCAGACAUCGAAAAUGUCGGCUGUGCCCCAAAAAAAUCAGAGAGGAAUCUAUUCGGUGUAGAUAUCAUGCUAGAACAUAAGAAUCAGAUCUGGUUGCUGCUGCUGCCGCUAGAAAAUACCAGUAAUUUUCCUUUCUAUUUAUAAUAGAUGAUGAACACAAUUUAAUGUUUUGUGGACCUACAGUGGACCUUCCAGUGGCGAAAAACGUAUCAGUUUGCAUCCAAGAGGCAUCAAUGUGGCAAAAUACCUCCCUCUCCAUGUGAAAAAAGUCAGAGUUUAAAAUCGCUUUUUUUAAAAGACGAUUUCUGAGUCAGUGCGUCAGCCGUGGACAUAGAAAAAAAUCGAUUUUGAGUUUUUUGCACUAAAAUGGCUGUUGGAAGGUGCUAAGCAAAAGCGAACAAUAUUUUUUCCCAAAACCUUCAUCAAGGUAUAUUUUUUUACAAUUUACUGUUUUAGAAGUAACCGCGUCCAGCUGUCGUAUCUUACCUUACUGGACGAUGAUUUGACGGUUACUGAAGUUUUCGACCCUUGCGAUGACGAUGGUAUCAUUAUUUUUCCGAUUUUCCUACUGUAACAUGCCGUAAUAGUGUAUCGACCGCUAAAAAACGACCGUAGAAUCUUUCAUUCUGAAAAUUUCACAGGCGAUUUUACGAUUUUUGGAAUCAGCAUAAAAUUCUGCUCUAGAGGCAAUCAAAAAAAGUUCAAAAAAAGCUGCGACAAAUUUCGUGGUAUAGUGGUUAGUGGUCGGGACUACCAAUCCAGCGACCUUGGUUCGAGUCCGGCUGGGUGCGAAUAUCGAAAAGAAGUCGGAAAUUAAAUUUAUUGUGAUUCAGAGGAUUGUAUAUUUUGCCACGAGCAAUUAUUAAUGUCAAUGGUAGCUGGAUUCGAGGUUAAAACGGGAUUUAUAUAAUUUUAGGGGCUCAAUACAUGAAAAAAUAAAAGUGCUUCAAACCGGUUGAAAUUGAUAAUACUUAUUCUAAGGGCUAUUCUAAGACACUUUCUCGUUAACUUUUUUUGGUAGCUUACUGUUCCAUGCACUACAGUAAGAUAAAGAUUUUGUACUUAAGCGGGAUUUUCUUCAAGAUUGUUGUAUCCAGUCUCGAGUUUUUUUGACUAGGUCGUUCAAACAGCAACGAAGGUCCACUAUAGGUAUACAAAAUAAAUUUCCGCUUCACCUCCAGUGUGUCUUGAUAUCAUCGCUAUCUGACAAAACUUCGUGAAAUAACCCGGUUGUUUCAAACUGUGCGGCCAUAAAAAAAUUUUGUAUGCAAACCAACUCGUUAUUAACCAUCUCUAUCAAGAUGGCCACAGUCCGAGCUGUCUACGCCCCGUGGUAUGCGAAAAAUAAAAUUGGAUUUCAUGUCACAGUAAUCCAUGUUACUGUAAGUUACGAAAAAAAGUUAACGAGAAAGUGUCUUAGAAUAGCCCUUAGAAUAAGUAUUAUCAAUUUCAACCGGUUUGAAGCACUUUUAUUUUUUCAUGUAUUGAGCCCCUAAAAUUAUAUAAAUCCCGUUUUUUAAAAUUAAACCUCGAAUCCAGCUACCAAUGACAUUAAUAAUUGCUCGUGGCAAAAUAUACAAUCCUCUGAAUCACAAUAAAUUUAAUUUCCGAAUUCUUUUCGAUAUUCGCACCCAGGCGGACUCGAACCCGGGUCGCUGGAUUGGUAGUCCCGACCACUAACCACUAUACCACGAAAUUUGUCGCAGCUUUUUUUGAACUUUUUUUGAUUGCCUCUAGAGCAGAAUUUUAUGCUGAUUCCAAAAAUCGUAAAAUCGCCUGUGAAAUUUUCAGAAAGAAAAAUUCUACGGUCGUUUUUUAGCGGUCGAUACAGUAUUACGGUAUGUUACAGUAAGAAAAUCGGAAAAAUAAUGAUACCAUCGUCAUCGCAAGGGUCGAAAACUUCAGUAACCGUCAAAUCAUCGUCCAGUAAGGUAAGAUACGACAGCUGGACGCGGUUACUUCUAAAACAGUAAAUUGUAAAAAAAUAUACCUUGAUGAAAGUUUUGGGAAAAAAAAUAUUGUUUGCUUAGCACCUUCCAACAGCCAUUUUAGUGCAAAAAACUCAAAAUCGAUUUUUUCCUAUGUCCACCCCUAACAGACGGCUGAUGCACUGACUCAGAAAUCGUCUUUUAAAGAAAAAUGGCGCGCCCUUCAAAACGAAUUUUUUCCACUUGGAGAGGGAUGCAUUUUGCCACAUUUUUGAUACUUUUUUGCAAAAUGGUGCGUUUUUUGCCGCUGGAUCAGGUCUCUCACUGUAUUACAGUUUUUUACACAUGUGCUCUAUCCUUUCUAGGAGAUCAUCCUCUCCACCAAUCUAUACUACAACUAUGACUUGAAAAGUCUCAAUAACGCAAUUCAAGACGCGUUUUUGCCAGAUAUUGAAAGUGAGGCUGAUGAUCACAUUGAGACUGCGGUAACACCGUCAAAUCGGACUUCUGCAACAAAGAGGCGAAGGUUCAAAGAUAAAGUGGAAAUUCUGAUGUGGACGCAUCGAGGUCGCUUUGGAAAAAUUGAGGACUAUAUAAAGGAUGUCUAUCGGAAUUGUGGGAAAACUUGUCAUGUAACGCCCGAUAGAGGCCGCUUGAAUCAUUCUGAUGCUGUCGUGUUUUACCCGUUUUACGCAAGUAGGUGUUAACAUCUAAUUGAUAAAGGUUUAGCUAUGUUUAGUAUAUUAUUUUUUUUAUUUUUAGAGUAUUUCAACGUAACCUAUCCACCGCAUGCCAACCAAGACCAGUUAAUGGUAUUUUGGGAGCAAGAGUCGCCAAUGAGAUAUCUGGAGAAUAAAAUUGAGUAAGUAAACUUUUGUUUUGUGUAAUCGCUGUGAGAUGCUCAAAUUUCCCUAGGCAACUCUUGAACUUUUUACCGUAUCCCUUAAAAAUCAUCUUUUUUUGCCGAAACAAGGUAUGUAAAGCUUCUUCCUGACAAUCAGCUCAUUUUCAAAACACAAAACAAUUUUUAUUAGAAGCACAUUUUAUUAACAUCAACGGAAUUUUCUUUGUUAUGCUACAUCUUUCUGAAAAAUCUGUGUUUUUUUGACGUAUUUGUCAUUACGUUAAUUUUGCAAUUAUAGUCACUAUAUACGGCAAAGAAACUGUUGCCGAAAAUGGCAAAUUUCAACGUUUGUGAACAGAGAAAUGUACUUUUAAUCGUAAGUGUCUACCAAUCACGGCCACCAGACAACACCAAAAAACGUAGGGACCAUUUUCGAUUUUUCAAUUUUUUUUUCGAAACCGGCUCGUGACGAUCAAGAAAUGUUAUCUUUGAAUAAAUUCUGAAUGGAAAUUCGUCAUGAAAUCAAAAUAAAAUAAUAGUGCAAGCUUCAUGAAAUUUAUCAAAAGUCCCUUUCAAGUUUGAUGACGAUGUUUACAACAAAAAAAAUUGUAUUUUAGAAUCCCAGAGGACUACUUCAACACCACCGUAACCUAUAUGUCCACUUCCGAUGUCCCAAUCCCAUAUGGCCGCUACGUGAAGAAGCGACAAGAAGGAACAGUCAGUUUUCGUUGAAAAGUUUUAUGUGUUUCCUUCAAGUCUUUAUGAUCCAACGUCGGACUUUUAAUUUCCAUACUAGAAAAGUCUAAUAUGACUAAUCUUUUUGGGUUGGAGAAUACAUUGAAGGGAUUAUAGUAAACGUCAACUGAAAACAUAAACUGUGUUUCGUACUAUUAUACCUAAUACAUAGAUAGAAACAUCGACAAGACGCUUAUUAAAGCAUAAGCCGAUAAGAAGCGAAACUAGAUAAGUUUUCAAAGAGUACACUUUGUUAGGAUAGGUUGUAGGGGCGGAGAAUAAAGUCAACAGGGGAGUGUUCAAGUGCGACGGCCAGAUUUUGUACAAGCUUGGGACAAGUUUAUAAAUCAUUGGCAUAUUGAACCUUUGUGCUUAGCUUUGCUAAACAGGGCAGUACUCCAAGUGUGACAGUCAGAUUUUCCUUGAAUUUUGUACAAACGUCCGAGAUAGACUAAAUCUCAAUUCCUGAAAAUUUUAGCCCGCGCUUUGCAGGCGCCGCCGAGAUAUUGAAUGAUCUUUGCCACCCGGAGAUUACACUAAGCGCGGAGAGCGGUCAGAAAGAAAAACACCUUCUGGCCUUUCACUUCCUUUUUUCGUGCAGAAAAAAUUGUUUUUUUUUGUGGAAACAUCACACUUUACGGCAGAAAUAGGGGUGAAACCUUUCGCGCUUAAAUUCGGUAAAAAUUCUCAAGUUUUCGCCGACUUUCGAUCUAAAGAUUUCAGUUGUUUCUGUAAAGCGCGAUCUAGUAUUUUUGAAUAUAUUUGAGAAAACAUUUUUCUAAAUUUGUGCCAUGUUUCAUCAAAACCUCAGCGUUUCGCUGUGAUACUAUCUUUGUAAAUAAUUGCAAAUACUUUUUCAUCUUGUUUCGUAAGAUGAAUUCACAGCUCACACUCCUCAAUUUCAGCGUGAAGAGUUUCGAACAAGCAUCUUGAACCAAGUGAAAAAUCAAAAUAAAGGAAUCUACAAAGUCUUCUCGCAUUGCAAGACCUCCGCCAAACGAGAAGAGCUCAUAAAGCAAAUACAAAAGUAAUCUAUCUCAUCCAUGUCUUUGCCGCCAUAACCUGAGCAAUAAAACGUAAGAAUAAACACGCUUUCAAUUUCAGAGUCAUGCCGGUGGAUCUCUACGGAAAAUGCGGAAACAUGACAUGCUCCAACAGCUGUUUCCAAAAAAACAAGCUACUGUAUCGCUUCUACCUCGCAUUCGAAAACUCAAUAUGCGUGGAUUACAUCACGGAGAAGUUUUGGCAGUUCAAUACAUUGGUGCCGAUUGUUGUCAAGAGGAGUAUGUAUCCCAGGCUGCCGGAAAAGUCGUUUAUCGCGCUAGAUGACUUUGGGUGAGUUAAGGGAAAGAUAGGGCCUCUCAAAGGUCUUCUAGGUCUUUUUUAUGGGGACCUGUAGCCUUCAAAUAUAGCUCCAUUAUUGGCAUACCUUCCAGUCUUUUGCCUAGACGUUUUGAUGACUAAAACUGCUCCAAAAAUUCACCCAAUCAUCCAAAUUUUCAGUUCUCUCGAAGAGUUUGCUCAAUAUAUCAACGAAUUGAUGAGAGAUGACCAAGCUUACUCCGAAUACCUCAUGUGGAGAUACGAUUAUUAUCGAGAUAGGAUCCAGCCAACAGCUAUGAUGUGUUGGCUAUGUGAUUACGUCAGGAAGAAUGAAAAAUACAAAUGGUACGAUAAGAUUGAGGGCUUUUCGGAUGCUUCUCAAUCCUGUGAUCUCAAGGCGAAUGAUGGGUGGUUCAGACGGGCAUAA